UCUAGAAAUAUGAAGUUUUAUUAUCUAUUGAUAUUAAUGGCCCUUCUGCCAUUGUCAAUGGCCAAGAAAUCUAAAGAGAAACCAGAUUGGGCCAAAAAGGAUAUACGUGAUUUCACAGAUGCCGAUAUGGAGCGGCUGUUGGAUCAAUGGGAGGAAGAUGAAGAACCGUUGGAACCGGAUGAGUUACCCGAACAUUUGCGUCCUCAGCCCCAGUUGGACUUAUCCAAAUUGAACACAGCCAAUCCAGAGGAAUUGUUAAAAGCAUCGAAAAAGGGUCGUACACUUAUGACAUUUGUUUCCGUAGAUGGCAAUCCAACCCGCGAAGAAGCUGAAACGCUAACAAAAUUAUGGCAAACUAGUUUGUGGAAUAAUCACAUACAAGCUGAACGUUAUAUGGUCGAUGAUGAUCGUGCCAUAUUCCUUUUCAAGGAUGGCGCACAGGCCUGGGAGGCAAAGGACUAUCUAGUACAACAGGAACGUUGUAAGGGUGUAACCAUUGAAAAUAAAGAAUAUCCCGGGGUAUACAAUAAGAAAGACGAAUUAUAG
This is a messenger RNA of Musca vetustissima, 546 nucleotides long. RefSeq names its product LDLR chaperone boca (gene boca). Gene Ontology annotation, biological process: protein folding. Lineage: Eukaryota; Metazoa; Arthropoda; Insecta; Diptera; Muscidae. The record is from RefSeq and is a predicted model, not a curated record. Bases 10 to 546 code for a protein of 178 amino acids. The transcript has 2 exons.